This is a messenger RNA of Sceloporus undulatus (fence lizard), 3445 nucleotides long. RefSeq names its product zinc finger and BTB domain containing 7C (gene ZBTB7C). The transcript is spliced from 4 exons. The record is from RefSeq and is a predicted model, not a curated record. Gene Ontology annotation, biological process: regulation of transcription by RNA polymerase II. NCBI's taxonomy places the organism in Eukaryota, Metazoa, Chordata, Lepidosauria, Squamata, Phrynosomatidae. The coding region runs from base 285 to 2099 and encodes 604 amino acids. Gene Ontology annotation, molecular function: protein binding; RNA polymerase II cis-regulatory region sequence-specific DNA binding; DNA-binding transcription factor activity, RNA polymerase II-specific.
UGGGCUGCGUCCAGCGCCUUGGGCUUGGCAAGGAAGCCUCCUGCUCCUCCUGCUCCUCCUCCUCCUCCCAGCCAGGGCUGCUCCCUUGCCUUCUUUGCCAAGGCUCCUCCAGUCGCCUCCAGCCCUCCGCCCAGAGCAGACACACAGAGAAAGAGAGGAAGAGAGAGCCGAGAUCUCUGCUCUGAUCCCCCGAUGCCUUCCUAAGCCCAGCCCUGGAGGAGAACGCAGCGCAGCCCGAGAGCCGGGGGGGACUGGGCACAGGGCACAGGGCUCUAAAUGAGAAUAUGGCCAAUGGCGUUGAAGACCUUAUUGGGAUCCCAUUCCCAAACCACAGCAGUGAAAUCCUUUGUGGUUUGAAUGAGCAGCGGCACAACGGCCUCCUUUGCGACGUCAUCCUCAUUGUCCAGGAUCAAGAAUACAGGACCCACAAAUCUGUCUUGGCGGCCUGCAGCCAAUAUUUCAAGAAACUCUUCACUACUGGCACUUUAGCAGACCAGCCCUGCAUUUACGAGAUAGACUUUGUCAAGCCUGAAGCACUUUCAGCAAUCCUUGAGUUUGCCUACACCUCCACCCUCACCAUCACCACCGCCAACGUCAAGCACAUCCUCAAUGCGGCCAAGAUGCUGGAGAUCCCAUGUGUGAUCAACGUCUGUCUGGAAAUCAUGGAGCCUGCGGGGAACGAGGAGGAGAAGGAAGAGGAGGAAGAGGAGGAGGAGGAAGAAGAGGAGGAGGAAGAGGAGGAGGAAGAGGAAGAAGAAAGGGAAGGGGAUGCAGAGGACUUUGGAACCCAGAAUCUAACAGAUGUCCAAGAUGGCAGCUGUCACCAAAGCCCCUCUAAAUCUGAUCUCGCCGAAGAAGCAUACUCAGAUUUGCAGAAUGGUUUCUCCAACCACUUCCCAGCCAGUAACGCUAAUGGGAGCUUGGGGGCCAUAAGAGACUUCUCCAUUGAAUCCCUCCUAAGGGAAAACUUGUAUCCCAAAGCUGGACUUCCUGAACAGAGGCCAGCUCUGUCUCCAUUUGUGCCGGACCUCUUCCCUCACUUGUGGAAUGGAGAUUUUGGCACUUUUUCCCAAGUGGAGGAGGCCCAGGUGGACAAUGGGCCCUUGGAUCUGGUGAUCAGGAAAAGGAAGAUCAAGGAAGAGGAGAAAGAGGAGCCUCCUCCACCCACCCCAUUCCCCAACAGCCUCUUCAAGGACAUGUUUGUCAGCAACCCAGCCAGCCAUUUGGGACACAUUAAGGCCGAAAAUGAUUACAGCGCUUACCUGAACUUCCUCAGCGCUGCCCACUUUGGUGGGAUCUUUCCUCAGUGGCCUGAGGAAAGGAAGAUCAAACCCAAAGCUUCCCAGCAGUGCCCCAUCUGCAACAAAAUAAUCAUGGGGGCAGGGAAGCUUCCACGGCACAUGAGGACCCACACAGGAGAGAAGCCAUAUAUGUGCAGUAUCUGUGAAGUUCGCUUUACCAGGCAAGACAAGCUGAAGAUCCAUAUGAGGAAGCACACUGGAGAAAGGCCCUACCUCUGUAUCCACUGCAACGCCAAAUUUGUCCACAACUAUGACCUAAAGAACCACAUGCGUAUCCACACAGGCAUUCGUCCUUACCAGUGCAAGUUCUGCUACAAGAGCUUCACCCGCUCAGACCACCUUCAUCGCCAUAUCAAACGCCAGAGUUGCCGGAUCUCCCGGCCCAGGAGGGGACGGAAACCAGCCACCUGGAGAACAGCGAGCUUACUCUUUGCACAGAAUAGCCAGACAGAUGAUAAAAGUUUCAUGAUGCCUCCGACUCUAGAAGAGAUGAGUAGCCAUCUUGGCAGUGCAGCAAUGUGCCUUCCGGGCCCGAGCCCAAAGCAUUUUCUGGACAGUGCAAAGAAUUCCCUGAAUUUACAAGAGCUGGAGAGCCAGUUUGAGGAAACCCAAAUGAAACUCUUUGGGAGGACGCACCUGGACAUGGAGCCAAAUGGUGGACUCUUUGCCUUUGCGCUGGGCCCCAAUGAGAGCCUCUCAGCCCGGCCAUUCUUCUCCCUCCCUGAUCCAUGGAGCACAGGGUUUGGUGGACUGACAGGGCUCAGCCACCUUGGCCCCAUUACGGAAGCUACUAACUAAGGCACCUUCUAGCCAAUAGAUGGGUUUGGCCCUCUUCAGCACUGCUAUGGCCACCUCUUGCAAAGGGACUCAUCAAUAAUCAAGGACUUUUUUUUCUUAUUGAAAGACUGUUGAAAAUCAGACUGCCCACACAAACUACCCAGCCCUGUUCAAACUCCACAAAAAAAGACAUCGCUUCUUUGCAUCCAGCAAAUACAGAAGGAUGAAAGGAGAACUGUUCCAAGUCCAACAUCAGACUUCUUCUUCCUCCUCUUCUUUUUUUAAUGUACAGAUAUCUUUUCUGAUUUAAACUGUUUUUCAUAUGAUCGUUUUCUUCAGGUUUGGGAGAAUUAUUUGGGGUUGGAUUGCCUUUUUAAAAAAAAAAAAAUUGGUGGGAGGGUUGACCUGCAGUUUGGAGUCCUUGUAAAAUAUCCAAAGAUUCUGAGUACUGUAUAAUCUGCAAGAACUUGAAAAAAGAAAAAAGGGACCAUUUGGGGGGUUAUGUUUCCUGAUUGUUGGGAUGGGAUUGUGUGUUGGGGGAGGUAGAAAACCCUUUGGAAUUUUUCUAUUUAUAACUAUUUUUAUGUGAUUGCUUUAUGUAAAGAAGAAAAGAGGGGGGAGAUCAACAUAUAACAGAUUUGCCUUAGAUAAUCAAGGGACAAUCAUCCUUAACUUUUAUUUGAAGUUUUAGAUUUUGUGUGUGUGUGUUUUUAAAAGACAAGGAAAGAUACUUUUAUGUAUUUAUUGAGCAGUAUUAAUUUUAUUAAAUUAUUGGCAACAUGCAGGGUUUUUCUUUAAAAAAUGCAUGGGUCAGAAUCCUGUUGGGGACAUAUGUCUUCGUAAAUAAUCUUAUAUAAGUAAGAAUUAGAAUUGCUCAGUUGUGUAACAUUCACACCCAGUAAAGGGCUGCUGAUACCUUACUAUGUUCCAGAGUCAGCAGAGUGCCUGAUGUGCAUUAGUGCCCAAUGCACAGCAGAACUGAUGCACAAUGGAACCGAUUUGUAUCACAUUGGUCCUGAUGUACAUCACGUUGGUCCUGAUGCACGUCACAUCAGUCCUGAGGUGCAUUGGUUACCAGUGCACAUUGGGCACUCUUGCUAGUGUCUUGUUAACACAUCUUCACAGUUCAGUAAAGGGAUUUCGUGGCAUCUCUGCUACAUAGCUAGGUAUACAUAAAGUUAUGUAGCGUUAACAGGUCAUAUAGGAUUCCGGUGCAUAUUAGUAAAACAUUGAAAAGGUAAAAGUUGGUUCACACAUUACAGGAAUUCCUGGAUCUUUACUGAGGAUCACCAAUAUUCUAGAUCAGCUACUGACUUACAGAGAAGUAACUAUGGCCUGUUACAGACUGCCAAAAUAAAACUGCUUUG